Molecule: messenger RNA, 1547 nt
Organism: Doryrhamphus excisus (bluestripe pipefish)
Lineage: Eukaryota; Metazoa; Chordata; Actinopteri; Syngnathiformes; Syngnathidae
Gene: lrrc61
Product: leucine rich repeat containing 61
Biological process (GO): outer dynein arm assembly
Cellular component (GO): cytoplasm
Molecular function (GO): dynein heavy chain binding; alpha-tubulin binding
Source: RefSeq, a predicted model, not a curated record
UUACCAGCAUUUUGUGGUGACAAAAUAAAAGUUCGACGCCAUUUUUUUGUCUCUGCCAUAAACCUGUUGCACACAUUUUGAGACAUCCUUCCGUUUUGCCACGUCAACAUGGCCCCCCCGUGCUUCCGAUGCGGUGACACCCAACCCGAGUUAUGAAGAUGCUCUCCCAACGGCCAGCAACAGCACGCAGGUCCGUCACAUCCACCUGCGUCCACUACAGCCCGGUGGCAUUAAAUCCUUAACUACAGAGCUGGACACGUACAUGCCAAUUCCACGCUCCCCUUCCACAUUACUAAUAUUUUCUACACUUUGACUCACUUAACUCGCCCAUUCCAUUUCAAGACAAGUAGCUUUCUUAGCCAGAAUGGACACAAAGAGAGAUAAAGAACAAGAGGCAGAAGUCGACAAGAUAACUGCUGGACUGCUUAAAUCGCACACUGGGGAGUUUGAUUUGGAGUCCAUACUGUUUCUCAAAUUUAGGGGUCUUGGAAUACACGAUCUUGGAUGUAUCGGGGAGUGUAUGAAUUUGGAGAGACUGGACCUUUCCGGGAAUAGUAUUGUCAGUUUAGUUCCUCUGUCAUCACUUCGUCUGCUUUCUGUUCUCAAUUUGUCCUCCAACAGGAUUUCCAAUUUAGAGCCACUUCACAGUUGUGAAAACUUACAGAAUUUAAACCUAGCCGGCAACAUCAUCUCCAGUACUGAGAACCUUCUUUGCCUUCAGUCUCUGAGAAAGCUUGAGAGUAUUCGUCUCAACGACAACACGUACAAUUAUUCUAAUCCUGUGUGCAGGAAUGCUUUGUAUAGAACCACAGUUCUUGAGAUGUUCCCCAACAUCAAGGUGCUAGAUGGCGAGAGAGUCGUUGGUCGUGGGAGUGACUUAUACCAGCUAUGCAAAGACAUCGACGACACCAUUAAAGCCGGUCAAUACAAGAAUGGACAACUUGUUGAACACCACGAUUGCAAGCCAUGGGUGGAGGAUACUUACUGGGAAAUAAAAAGAUCGAACAAUGCCAUUGUAGAAGAAGCCUACAAACAGUUUAAUGAUGUUCUUCAUGAAUGCAGACUCCUAAACAACAGAGCAACUCAUGUCAUUUCCCAGACUGAAAGAUCAAUGAGCCUAAAGAAGCAGCCAAAGCAGUAUGCCAUCUGAAUGGGUAGUGAUGAAACGCUAGAUUGUUUUCCAGAUGACUAAGUUAAGCAAUAGACAUUUCUAGACAAAUAUGCUCUUUAUGGAAUUUUUCCAAUCAUUUUAAUGCAUCCGAUGCAUUGGCUUUUGAGGAUACAUGCAAACUUCCGUAUGGAUACGAGAUGUCUUUACUUGCACAUUGUGCAUAUUGUGCCAUGUUGUAGCCUGCUUUUUUGCAGACAUAUGCUGCUAAAAAUGUUUAAAUAUUUAAAGUAACUAAGAGCUUUUCCAUUGUGCUGGAUCAUUUUGGGAGCAUCCCAUUGCUGUAUGCUUUUUAUGUAGAAUUACCCUUUUUUGCGAAAAUAUGAUUGAAUGUUCAUCUGUUUAUACUUGUUUUAUACCAUAAAGUUUAUUGUCUAUA